AUGAAAUAUUUUGUUUAUCUUGUUAUUGUUAGCUUCGCUUGUCAAAUUUAUUUGAGCAAUGCCCAGUCUUAGACAUGCUCAGACUGUAAUUCUAUCUUAACAGAUGAUGAAAAUAACUAGCUUAAAGAUUGUCUUUAAAAUUGUUAAACUAAAUACGCUAUCCCAAAUAAUUUGUUUUCGCAUUCUAUCUUCACUUAGCAAACUGCUUGCGCUGAUGAUUGCUCAAAUACUGAUUCCAUAAGAAAAUAGAAAAUCUGCAAAAUUAAUAACUGUGGUCCACCUGCUUAAUACUAAGGUGGUACUUUACAAUCAUGCAAGCUUUAACAUUGCAGCCAAUAAUAAACAGAUCUGAACGUAUUUAUAGGAUAAUAAAGCGAAAUAUUGGCUCCAUCAUUAUGUAAAAAUGUAUCUUUUAAAACUGAUGAUGAUUUAAAGUAAGUUAUAAGCACAUGUGUGAAUGCUUUUUAUUAAAAUGCAGAAAAAAGUUUGAAUUUUUCUAAAACCUAACAAUAUUUAGAUCUGCAAAAAUGUAUGACAACUAAUUGCUAUAAAAACCCCAGCUAAAGCACAUUAAGGUGA
Molecule: messenger RNA, 579 nt
Organism: Tetrahymena thermophila SB210
Lineage: Eukaryota; Ciliophora; Oligohymenophorea; Hymenostomatida; Tetrahymenidae
Exons: 1
Source: RefSeq, a predicted model, not a curated record